UCUCCACUGGACCCAUCUGGUGGUCGGACGCGCAGAUGCGUCAGAGCUCGGAGGGGCGGCGCGCCGCCGCCGAGGUGAUCCCCGGGUUUAAAAGCGCAGAAGUCCUCCUUGCGCCGGAGCAGUGCGUCACAGCGACCCAGCAGAUCCAGGAUCCCCCCGUUACAGAGUCAGAAAUCCCGAAAACAGCUUUUUCUACCACACGUCUGCAUCAGCCAUGAUCAUAUUCAUGCUUUAAUACAUUUUUACGCGUCGCGCUUUUCGGUUUUGGAGACGACUUUCUUUAUUUUUUGAGUCUAAUAUCGGAACCGUCGUUGUUCGCCACGGGCUUUUGGUUUAAAUUUCUGAUUGUUUUAACUUCGCUGUCUCGCUGCGGUUGUUUGCUGGCGACAGAGGAUCCUGAGCAGCAGCUGGGGAAUCUGUAAACUCCGCUUUAUGGAUAAAGGAUCGCUCCCAUCUGUGACUGCGCUCAGAGUGUGAUCUCAGACGUUGCUCCCUGACCAAAGACCGAAAUGAAAUCAGCUGAAGAAGAUGCAUAUGGCUUCACGCCAAAUGUCAGUCUCUCCCUCCCGCUGGGCAACCCUUGUCUCCCGUCACAGUACCACAACCUGCAGGCCAGCCCCAUCAUAUCUGUCUCUGUCACCGAGCCUCACAGUUAUGACACCCAGGAUGACAUUAGAGCGGCCGGCUACUACUCUUCCCCUAAUGCCCGCCCAAACGGAGCACCAACCCUGGAGAGCCCCCGUAUUGAGAUUACAGCCUACGGUCAGUUUCCUGAGGAUGAGGUGGAGCAGAACAGCCUUCCUGUUGCUAAGCGAGUCAACUCCAUCGUGACACUGACCCUCCCCAGUGCAGAGGGUUACCGUGACCCCAGCUGCCUGAGUCCGGCCAGCAGCAUCUCAUCUCGCAGCUGCCACUCUGACGCUUCCUAUGAAUCAAGUUUCUCCUACAACUAUGACAACUCGCCCCAGAAUUCUCCAUGGCAGUCUCCGUCCGUGUCUCCUAAAGGCUCCACCCUGGCCCUGCCGGGUGACGGCUGCACCUCCGGAGGUUCCCCUCGCCACUCCCCCUCCACCUCUCCUCGCACAAGCAUAACAGAUGACACCUGGAUUGGUCAGCGUGGCUCCAGGCCCAACUCCCCUUGUGGUGCAAAGAGGAAGUACAGCUUAAAUGGAAGCGGAGUGCAGCACAAGCAGUUUCCAUACUCACCCAACCAUUCGCCUGGACUGUCUCCACAGACCUCCCCUCGCCUCAGUGUCACAGAGGAGACUUGGCUUCCAAACACCAACCAAUACACCAAUUCAGCUAUCCUGGCUGCCAUUAAUGCCUUGACCACAGAUGGCGUGAUUGACCUGGGCGAGGGAAUCCCCAUGAAGGCCCGGAAAACCAGCCUGGAGCAUAGUCCCACUGUCAGCCUGAAGGUGGAGCCAGGGAGCGAUGACCUGAGUCCGGGACAGCUUUGUGAGGACGAGCACAUAUCCAACCGCAUGUCGUUAAAGAAGGAGGGCUUCUGUGGUGGGUUUCUGGAUGUGCCACAGCACCCGUACUCCUGGCCCAAACCAAAGCAAUAUGUAAGCCCGUCCCUGCCAGCACUUGACUGGCAGCUGCCAUCCAGCUCAGGGCCAUACAGCCUGCAGAUCGAUGUGCAGCCCAAGUCCCACCACCGAGCCCACUACGAGACAGAGGGCAGCAGGGGAGCGGUGAAGGCCUUGGCGGGAGGACACCCAGUCAUUCAGCUCCACGGUUACAUGGAGAGUGAGCCUCUGACCCUGCAGCUGUUCAUUGGCACAGCUGACGACAGGCUGCUGAGGCCUCACGCCUUCUACCAGGUCCACCGCAUCACUGGGAAGACGGUGUCCACCCCAAGCCACGAGACUUUGCACAACAACACCAAGGUGCUGGAGAUCCCACUGCUGCCGGAGAACAACAUGCGGGCCAUAAUCGACUGCGCGGGGAUCUUGAAGCUGCGUAAUUCAGACAUCGAGCUGCGAAAGGGGGAAACCGACAUUGGACGCAAGAACACACGUGUACGGAUGGUGUUCAGGAUCCACAUUAACCAGGCCACAGGGAGAACGGUGUCCUUACAGGCUGCGUCCAAUCCCAUAGAGUGCUCCCAGAGAUCAGCGCAGGAGCUGCCGCUAGUGGAUCAGCAGAGCCUGGAGACGAGUCCCGCCCACGGAGGGGAGAGGAUGCUCCUCAGCGGACACAACUUCCAGCAUGACUCCAAAGUGGUGUUUGUGGAAAAGGCUCAAGACGGACAUCAUCUCUGGGAAACUGAAGCUAAAGUCGACAGAGACGCCUCCAAGUCUAAUUCACUCAUCGUUGAAAUUCCUCCGUACCGGAACCAAAGACUCUCCACUCCCGUCCACGUCAACUUCUACGUCUGCAACGGAAAGAGGAAAAGAAGCCAGUAUCAGCGUUUCACCUACGUUCCUGGCAGUGUUCCGACGAUAAAGACGGAGCCACGCGACGACUACGACGCUUCACUGGUGUGCACUCAGCAUGGUUCCACCGUGGCCCUGCACCCGAAGCCAUACUUCCCCCCACAAGUCAUGACCCCAAUGAUGACCGCUGACUUGAGGCCGUGUGUUGUGGGCGGGGCUUACCCUGUCAGCCAGGACAGAUUGGCGGUUAAACCGGCCUCUUCGUCUCCAAGUACGAGCCCCAAACUUCACGACCUGUCUCUGCCAAACUUCCCCAAGUGCCUCCCCGCCGUCCCACAGUCCCCGAUCCCUCACGUCUCCAUCAUCCAGGAGACUCCAGGCCGCUACCAGCUGCCCAGCCUCUACCCGCCCAGCAGCUCCUCCUCCUCCUCCUCCCCGACCUCGCAGCCCUCCACCCCGACUGACGCCCCCUUCUCUCCGACCCUCUGCAUCACGCCGGUCCAGCCGGUCAGCGCCAGCACCAGCCCCGACGCCAAGCAGCAGCAGCAGCAGCAGCACGCCAAAGUGCCAGAAAGACCACGGUCCUCCCUGCAGGAGGACGGCGGCUCCCCGACGCUGACCGUCAGCAUCAAACAAGAACCACAGGAGCUGGACCAGAUGUACCUCGAUGAUGUAAACGAGAUCAUCAGGAACGACCUGUCGAGCAUCUCCGUGCACAGCCACGCGUAGUUUCCUGUCACAUCAUAAAAACAAAAACAAACUGACUCUAUACUAAAAUGCUUUUGCAUGCUCGGACUACAGCGUGUGACAAACAGCAACAGGAAAUGCAAAGAGAACAAAUGUAAAUGUAUCGUCCAGACGACCAGGGUCCAACGUGUGCCUUGUUUUAUUGUUGUUGUUUUUUCAUAUACAUAUAUAUAUAUAUAUACAGUAUAUAUAUAUAUAUAUACAUAAACGCUUUUAUGCAGAAAUUAUCCAAGGAAUGAAUCACAUGACUGAUGUUUUUGUUCUAAACAAACACACGUUUACAAACGUGUGAAACAAGUAUGUAGCAAACAAACCUGCCAUAAACAGACGUUUAGAUGCUUUUAGAGGACCAAGAAUUGUCUUUUUCUCUUUUGAUUUUGUUUGUAAAUGAUCCAGUGCCUCUGGUGUUUGUUGUUUUUGUUUGUAAAUACAGCGUCUGAACUGCUUCACUCUGCUUCAUAUCUGACAAUGUAACGGGGAGAAGUGCCUUUGACUGGAAACGGAAAGACGUGGGCGGAGUUUGGCUUCACAACCUUGAAAAAUGGAAACUUAAAGGUCCAGUGUGUGAGAUUUAGUGACAUCUAGUGGUGAAACUGCAGAUGGCAACAAACCUUGGACUCCUAUGGUGGCCUUCACAGACCAGAAAUGAUGUCAUUCUACUUUGUUUAUGGGUUUUCUUUUAGGUUUAGUGACGCUGUAGAAACAUGACGGCACAAAAUGGUGGCCUUGAAAUUCUGACUCUAAUCUCAUAAUUCCAACCUUUUUUCUUAGAAUUCUGACUGCAAUCUCAAAUUCUGUCUUUUUUUUCUUAGAAGUCUAAAGAUCACUUAAAAUUUUGACUUGAAUCUCAGAAUUCCAAUUGUUUUUUCUUUGAAUUCUGACUUCUGCAAUCUCAAAUUCUGUCUUUUUUUUCUUAGAAGUCUAAAAAUCACGUAAAAUUUUGACUUGAAUCUCAGAAUUCCAAUUGUUGUUUCUUUGAAUUCUGACUUCUAUGACUUUUAAAUUUCCACCCAAAAAUUUCCAAAUGCUUUUUGAGGUUUCGUACUGCUCUAGAAUCAUGUCGGCACAAGAUUAUGACUGACGUCCACUGGGAUUGGCUCUAGCCACUGUGUGAGCCUCAUGUGGAGGAUAAAGCAGUAGACAAUGAACGAGUGAAAUAUUCCAAUCAGGUGGCAACCGGUUACAUUAACGUCACCCUCAGGAUGUAUAUAUAUAUAUAUAUAUAUAUAUAUAUAUAUAUCGUACACGUGUAUAGCAGAGCUCACUGUAGCCUCACAAAUCUUACACACUGGUCCUCCAAAGAAUUUUGUUGUUUUUAAAAGCAAGAUAAUGUAAUUUUUGCAGGACAAUCACACCGUAAGGGUCAUAAUGUCCAAAUGUCCCUAUUUUAAUUUUUUUUUUGGAAAAUUGCACAAUCCCGAUGGAAGUCGUACUUGGUUUUUGAGUUACGAUAAAUCAAAGAGAACGCAGUUUUUUUUUUUCUGCGUUCGCCACCAACAACGAGCACUUAACCACUAAACCUGUGCUACUUUAGGGUCGUCGUUACUGAAGUCGUCAAAAAGAGACGUUUUAAUGAUUGAUUCCCGAACCCGAAAAAAAAGCUACUUCCUGCCUUUAUGCACUCGUACAGCACAGUUUUUGUUUUUUUUAGAUAUAAAAUAAUAAAAUAAAAAGGACUCAGCACUGACGUGGAAAUAAGACGGGAAAAAAGGAAAAAAAAAACAGUUGAAAAAUCAUCUCAGUUUUCGACUGUUUGUCCGUGGAAGCUAUGCAACGUUAAAGAAUGUAAACACUCAGCAAGACGGCGUCUUCAUCCAAAGGAAACAGCAAUAACAAAUAUAUAUAUAAACUCUUCUUUUUUUUAAGCGUAUUUUCAUAUUUAUUCCCUCAGCAUGUGCUCUGUUUAUCCAUGUUUAUCGUUCAGCUUCUUCUUUUCAGUUCACGUUUUCCUACCAAACUGUAUUUUUUCUUUUUUUUGUUCCCUCUUUUCUACGUAAUCACGAGUCUUAAUGCGUUUGACUGAAGAAGCCAUAGUGAAAUGUUUACUCUGAGAGUCUGUAACACUCUGUGUCCGUCACCUGUCGUGUGUUUUUGUCAAUAAAGAAAACUUUGUCUCAUU
This is a messenger RNA of Solea solea (common sole), 5247 nucleotides long. It is a transcript of the gene nfatc1, whose product is annotated as nuclear factor of activated T cells 1. Gene Ontology annotation, cellular component: transcription regulator complex. NCBI's taxonomy places the organism in Eukaryota, Metazoa, Chordata, Actinopteri, Pleuronectiformes, Soleidae. Gene Ontology annotation, biological process: regulation of transcription by RNA polymerase II; cytokine production; calcineurin-NFAT signaling cascade. Gene Ontology annotation, molecular function: DNA-binding transcription factor activity, RNA polymerase II-specific; RNA polymerase II cis-regulatory region sequence-specific DNA binding; transcription factor binding. The transcript has 10 exons. Bases 510 to 3110 code for a protein of 866 amino acids. The record is from RefSeq and is a predicted model, not a curated record.